Exophiala xenobiotica is the source of this 2184-nucleotide messenger RNA. RefSeq lists its product as uncharacterized. The transcript is spliced from 3 exons. The coding region runs from base 286 to 1878 and encodes 530 amino acids. Gene Ontology annotation, cellular component: nucleolus. The record is from RefSeq and is a predicted model, not a curated record. Gene Ontology annotation, biological process: rRNA processing; negative regulation of transcription by RNA polymerase II. NCBI's taxonomy places the organism in Eukaryota, Fungi, Ascomycota, Eurotiomycetes, Chaetothyriales, Herpotrichiellaceae. Gene Ontology annotation, molecular function: DNA binding.
GAGGAGAGUAGCCGUUGUUGGUAGCGAAUCUGCCAUCAUUCCUGUACACACACCCCAUGUCGCUACCCUUCUGACCAUCCUUUCACCCCUCUGACUUACUCCGUACAGUCCUCCUGAUUCUAUUUGACGCCUUACUUCUUACCCAUCGCUCAAGAGCCGGCUCUUGUGCGACAUUGCUUGUUGCUGCCCAACUGAUCCUCUCCUUCACAUCACAACCCACGAAUAAUACACGCCCAUAGACCUAAUCAAUUCCAGACACUCACCACUCGUAGACAUCCACGCAAUAUGGUGUCUUUCCAAUGCGAGGCCUGUGGCGACGUCCUCACCAAGAAGAAACUCGACCCGCACCGCAACCAAUGUCGAGGCGCAGUCUUUACGUGCAUAGACUGCAUGACAACCUUUCAAGGAAGAAGCUAUAGCUCGCAUACAUCAUGUAUCACCGAAGACCAGAAAUACCAGGGCGCUUUAUACCGCGAGAAGCCUUCCAAAGCCGCGAAGAGAAAGUCGGUCUCCAUAGUCGAGCCGAACAACAGUAAAGCACUCGUGCCUCGUGCAGCAUACGUGGAGGACGCGCCUGAUGUCGAGACCCCUCCACACGUUCCUACCCCUCCACCAGCUGUACCAGAUUCCAAUCGCGACAGCGUUUUUGACUACAUGGUGGACGAAAGUCAGCCAGAAACACCACUCAUCAGCUACUCAAGAGACAAGGGCGAGAUGUCAAUGAAAAACAGCGCACCCUCCAUCUUUUCCAACAGUCGACCUUCAAGUCAAAAUGGGCAUCGACACAACGAGGAGUCACUCCACAGUAAAGAGUAUGAAGAGCGAGGGUACAGCUGGGGAACAGAGCCUGUCAAACCUCGCGCAUCGCUGGACAUCAACGGCAGUUCUUUGUCACUCGAAUUCAUGACCCCGGCCGCUAAGGAGGCAAAGUCAAAACUGGACAAGAACCGCCCUCGGGCGCACAGCCGUACCAACAGCAGCGAGAAGAAACGAAAGCGACCGACCGAUGACCAGACCCAUGAGUCAGAUCGAGAUACGUUGAUGGUGGAUACGUCCAAGACGGAUACACCAGGUAUCGUGCACUCUGGUCUCACAGGAGGCUUGAGCCGCAUGGUGACCCAGGAUGAAUACCCAUUCCGACGAUCGCCUGAGACGGUAGAGAGGCGGCAGGUGGCUGAGAAGGACCGUCACAGCCGACGGACUCAUAAACCCGAAGAUCCAACUUCGCCUCUGAAGCGGACCCGCCAUACUAAGGAAGAUCCAAACGGCCUAGGCAUCUCGAUCAAGGGCAGGGCGGUCAAGGCUCUUUCUAUGGUCGGAGGCGCUCUUCUUCCCGGAUCACAACUCGAAGGUCAGCAAGCCAACACUCGGGUACGAAGGAGAGCAAGCUCUUCCGACCAUGGUCAAAGCCUGAGUCGUGUCCGUGAAGGGGAGAAGCGUGAGAGGAAGAAACAUAAAGUCCACCGGCAUAAUGGGACAGCGUCCGCGAACAUCCGUCAUGAGCACCGAUCCCGGCGUCGUGGCAAUAGUGACGAUACUUCACAAAACGAAGGCACGACGCGCAAACUCAAGGCCAUUGAAUAUCGCAAGCAUGAUGACUCGGCCUCGGAUUCAGAUGAGGGUGGUAAGCGGAAAGACGCAAACGCCAUGAUUGUCUUCGGUCAAGAACAGAGGAUGCAGCAUUCAUGCCAAAAUUUCCUUGCUAAUGCUCCAGGCUUGGAGUCUGAGAAGGGCUACUCUAUCCACAAGAUGCUUAAGCGCUGGCACAAGCACAAUGAUGCGAGGAGUGGGUCGGCCAAAGCGGAUGAAGAAAGCGAGCUGUGGAGAGCGCUGCGAAUCCGGAGGAAUGAGAAGGGCGAGUAUGUCGUCUUCUUCUGAUGCCUCCUCACCCUUUACGCCUUCGUCGGCAUCAUAUGGAGAGAUUGAGGCCUCUUCCCAGUUGCAAGAUUUGUGUUGAUGACAUGAGCUUUGUCGCUUGAACACUUGUCUUUUUCUUAUGACUGGGAGCGGUUAUGGCAUGCGCAGCAUAUUCAUAGAGAUCUAAUGAUUGUAUAAUAUGGAUUAUGAGACGACAUUAUGGAGAAGUCGUGCCGUGGAAGCUUGUAUGGGAUUGACAUCACUUGAGAGAACAAUCAGCAUAGAGAGAGCACUUUUGCAUCGCAAUUAAGGACAGAACAGAAAAAC